AUGGCAAAGGGUGUGAUUGUUAUUAGCGUUCUGCUGGCUGUACAGCUCUUCGGAGCGUACGCCUCAACCGCGGACAGCUGGAAGCUGGUUCCUGACGAGUCGGGACGCUUGCGGCUGAUCAACACCAAUCCCUACGACAUCCCGGAGAAUGACAACGUUGUGGAGCCCCUCUUCAACCCCGAGACAGACGUAAUUUUCCGUCUCUUUACGCGUCGCAACCCUGCCCACGGUCAGGUGCUGGAAUGGAACAACCCGGCUUCGGUGCAAAACUCCAACUUCGUCGCUUCGCACCCAACCCGUUUCACCAUCCACGGAUGGAACGGAGGUGAAACGUCCGGUUUGCAUGCCAACAUCCGCCAGAACUAUCUCGGCGUGGGAGAGUUCAACGUGAUCGCCGUCGAUUGGGGAGCAGGUGCCCAGACGGUCAACUACAUUGCCGCCCGUAACCGAGUUGCAUCGGUAGGAGACAUAAUUUCGCGCAUGGUCAAUACACUGAUUUCGGCAACGGGUACGUCGCGUAACAACAUCUACCUGAUCGGCCAUAGCUUGGGUGCACAUGCUGCUGGCAAUGCCGGUAAAAUGCAGAACGGUCAGUUGAACACGAUCAUUGGUUUGGAUCCGGCGGGCCCACUUUUCUCCCUGGGCGAUUCGGAUGUUAUGGCACCGCAGGAUGCUCAGUACACGGAAUCGAUCUUCACUAACGCUGGUCUGCUGGGUUUCGAUCUGCCACUGUCGGACGCUAACUUCUAUCCGAACGGAGGCCGCAGCCAACCUGGCUGUGGUAUUGACGUCUCGGGCAACUGUGCCCAUUCGCGAGCUCACGAACUGUACGCGGAAUCGGUGUCAACGACCAUCGGAUUCCGUUCGACACGUUGCGCUAGCCAUGGUGAGAUUGUGGCCGGACAGUGUACCAAUACGGGCACUGCGAAUAUGGGCGGUGAACCAUCGAAUCAGGGCCGCGGUGUGAACGGUAUGUUCGUGGUGUCCACCAACGGUAACACGCCAUUUGCACAAGGCUAA
Molecule: messenger RNA, 1020 nt
Organism: Anopheles marshallii
Lineage: Eukaryota; Metazoa; Arthropoda; Insecta; Diptera; Culicidae
Product: pancreatic triacylglycerol lipase-like
Exons: 2
Coding region: 1-1020 (339 amino acids)
Biological process (GO): lipid metabolic process
Molecular function (GO): lipase activity
Source: RefSeq, a predicted model, not a curated record